Messenger RNA from Penaeus chinensis, 3361 nucleotides. RefSeq names its product translation initiation factor IF-2-like. The record is from RefSeq and is a predicted model, not a curated record. The transcript is spliced from 2 exons. Bases 603 to 1391 code for a protein of 262 amino acids. Lineage: Eukaryota; Metazoa; Arthropoda; Malacostraca; Decapoda; Penaeidae.
GUGCGUGUGCGGGCAUGCGUGACCGAGCAGAGGUAAAGUAUAUAAGGCGAGGCAGGUGAGAUAAGGGUCCCACGUGGAGCAAAUAGCACAGAUACCAAUCCCUCUCCUUCGCGUUGUCCGUCGAAACCCAUCUGUUAUUUUGGUCUUUCGGAUCCCACGUGAUCACGUCCGUUUAAAAUCAGUCUCGCUAAUUCGACAUCUCACUUAUACACGGUCUUUGCUUGUUCUCCUCUUAUCCUCCCUUUUCCUCCCUCUUCCUCCUCCUCUUCGUGCUACGUCGAUUUUGCCUUCGUCCUCCUUACGUAGACGUGUGGACGCAUUUUUUUUUUUUCUCUUUUUUUUUUCUCUCUCUCUCUUCAGGGAUCAUCUUCCUCUGAUUUUUUUUGUGGAACUUCGGAGAAGAAAAAAAAAAUACAAAACUUUCUGACCGAUAGCUUGAUCUAAAAAAAAAAAAAAAAAAAAAAAAAAAACCCGAAGGUAUACGCAUAUCUAUCCACGCUAUUCUCAGUGAUUUGACAGCCAAGCUAUUCCUCAAACUCGACAGCUUCCCCAAAGGGCUCUCAGACAGCACUCGACGGAGACACAGCAGCGGAGACGCCAACAUGAUGAAGACGACGUGCAGCCUGAUGGUGGCCCUCCUGGCGGCGAUCGGCUUGGCGGCGGACCAGCCAGGCAGCCGGGACGAGUUGUGGGCGCCCUCCUUCGCCCAGGAGCCCAAAGGACAUCCCGCCGCCCUGGACUGGAACGCCCAGGCCUGGCACGGCGCCUCGCCCAUCCUGAGGCCCAGCCGCCCCUGGCCGCAAGCUGACGAGGACCUGGGACGCCCAGCGGCUUGGGGAAGCGACCCCGCAGGACCCCGCGCCCGACGCGGUCCGGAUUCACGACGACAGCGUGCUUGGCGGAGACUUCAGCGAGGCCGAGAAGGAGGCCAUAAUGGAGGUGAUGCACCGACGGGGCAGCAGCAGCAGCGGCGGCGCCCCCUCGUCUCCGACCUCGCCCUCCUGGCUGGCCAAGCGGCAGACCCCUCGGCGCCUCGGCUGGGUGGUGGAUCUGUACCGCUCGGUGGCCCAGGGUCUGGACCCCUUCGUCCCCCAGGGCGAGACGCAGGGCCUCUCGGCGGCCCCGGAGAGGCGCUCGGGACGGCGGCCGGCAGCCUGUCGGUUCGGCCCCCUCGCCCUGGUGUGCUGGAACGCCGCCCGGCAGGUGGCCGUCAUAAGGCAGCGCUCCAGUCAGUACCCGCAGUGACUCCCUCGCUCCUCCUAGACCCGCCGGUACCAUCCUCAUCCUACCCCUCAUCAAUAGAAGAAAAGCAACAUGGAAACAAAGAAAAAAAAAACGCUUACUCCCACCACAGCAUCCUUCAGAAACAAACCUGCAAAACCUUGCUGUAAGAAAAGAAAAAGAGAGAGAAAAAAAAAGAAAAGAAAACAAGAGUAAAUUUAAAAACACUCUAAUCCUAGAGCUCUUUCUGCAUCUCUAUCAAGUCAUCGACAUGCUAGCGAACGCGCGUCAGCCACGUAAUACCCAGCUCUAUCUACUGUCAGCUACUGUCAGAGCUCUAAGCACCAUGACGCUCUCCUGCAGGCGGCCGAGGGGGAAUCGUCAGCCACGCGAUCCUGUCGGUGAAAUCCAUAUGCCCUGGAAGGUCGCCUGAAAAGAACUCCCGGAAAUAAAAAAAACAAGAAACAUGUUAGCAUAUUUCUUUGGUUUUGCACAUAUAAUUAAACAAAUAAACGAAGAAAUGAAAGAAUAGAAAGAUAACUAAAUAAUUAUAAAAUUAUAAUAUAUAUACGCAUAUACAUAUAAACACACAUAUAUGUCUUACGGGGUUAUUGUACAAGUUCAUUAGUGAUAUAAUUAGUAAACAACGAUAUCUCCUCUUCAUUAACUAUCAAUAGAUAGAAACACACACACACACACACACACACACACACACACACACACACACACACACACACAGAUAUAUAUUUACACAUUGUGACUCCCAAUGGCAUUACGUUUACCCUUGAAAUGUGUUGAUACCUAGUUUAACAAUUUGGGAGUUCAAAAAAAGGAAAUUAAAAAAUAAAAACACAAAGUUACACGUGCUGUCCUUUUUUUUUCAAUCCAGACAGAAAUCUUUAUUAGCUUACAAACGUACAAUCACAAUAUCAGGAAAAAAAUACAGGCGGAUUCAUACCUCAUUUCAUUUAUUCAUUUUUUCUUUCAGCUUCCAAAAUUGACUGGAAAUGUAAAGCUAAAAAAAAAAAAAAAACGACAAAUACAAUGCAAAUUUAGGCAAUGAAGAAAAAUAAUUGAGGGAUCGAGCUGGAAAAUUAAUAUCGUUUUAGAGAAAAAUUUAAAUACAUACAUGCAUACAUAUAUGUAUAUCUAUCUAUCUAUCUAUAUAUAUACAUACAUAUAUAUAUAUAUAUAUAUAUAUAUAUUACACAUCUCAAACAUCAUCAUUUCGUAAAACAACAAUAAAUAAUGUACUAAGUUCUCUCAAAACUACUGAAUUUUGCCUUCCAUAGAAAAAUCAAAUUUAAUUAGAAAAAACAAACUUGGUGGCUUUUAUCACUGACAUUCUAUCACUACUUUAAGUAAAGUUUCAUUCUGACAUCUUGAUUUCCAAAAGCUCUCUUAACCAAUCAUUUUAUAACAUGAUAUUCUAUAAAUCUUACACUUUCUUAACUGGAAUACAUAUUUCAGAAAUCAAAAAAUAUAUAUAUACGAAAACCUUAAUCUUACAAGACAUAUUUUUUUCAACAUCAGAAAUAUCUGAUGAUUAAUUGACUUUCAUUUGACUUUCAGAUAUUUCUGAUGUUAGAAAUGUACUAUAUCACACAAUGCAUAUACAUCAAGACCAAAGUAAAUUUAAUCACAUUCAUAUCAUUAACAUUGUAGAAGAGAAAAACAAAUCAUUUAAGGCAUAUCGCAUGUAUAUAUCUAUAUAAAACUGAAGAGUGAACAUUAACAAACAAACGAACAGGUAAUUUUAUGAGAAUAAAUGUUGUUAACGUCAUAGAGACAUAAAUUCACUGCGUACCAAAAGUACCUUAAUAGAGUUAAUACAAACGAACUCUUUGAAAUCCUUAUAAUAGCUAAAAAUUAUAUUCAAAAUACAAAACGCCCGAAUUUUACAGAAGAGGCCAGACAGAUUUUUAUUUAUUUUUUUGCAAUCAACUUCAGACAAUUUCACAAACUUCAUGACGUUGUCGAAGUUGUCUCCUGGUGUUAAGCUGACAUUCCGAGUGUAGAACAUUAUAAUAAAAAUCUACAGCAUUCAAUUUCCGUGUCUUUCUUUCUCUCUGACCAGCUGACGAUAGAUUUGUCUUUAAAAGUCACUGUAUAAAUUUAGUAAAUAAAAUACCACAGUGUC